Molecule: messenger RNA, 1422 nt
Organism: Teleopsis dalmanni
Lineage: Eukaryota; Metazoa; Arthropoda; Insecta; Diptera; Diopsidae
Gene: IP3K1
Product: inositol-trisphosphate 3-kinase homolog
Exons: 4
Coding region: 22-1077 (351 amino acids)
Biological process (GO): inositol phosphate biosynthetic process
Cellular component (GO): cytoplasm; nucleus
Molecular function (GO): inositol-1,4,5-trisphosphate 3-kinase activity; inositol tetrakisphosphate kinase activity
Source: RefSeq, a predicted model, not a curated record
CUGGAAUUUCGUUAUAUUUCAAUGCAGAGAGAGUGCAAGAAAAUCAAUUUGGAAAAUUGUGAAAAUCUUGCUGAUUUCUUAACAAAUCGUGAUAUUUUGCCAACAAAUCAAAUGUCUUUAUUAAAAUUUUUAGCAAUUAAUGCUCUGGAAUUAAGUGCGCCCGCUACACCUGCUCUCCUUGAACAAAAUCAAAGUAAAAAUAUAAGUGAUACCUUUACUAAACCACAGGGCUGGAUGCAGUUAUCGGGUCACCCAGAAAGCAUCGUACCCACCACCACUGGUAUCGUUCGUAAGCGUGUUACCAGCUUAGCGGAUAGUGAAGUGGAAGCCUACAAUUUACUUUGCCAAGAAACACAAACCGCCAAAAUCAUACCACAAUUCUAUGGUACCUUACAAAUGAAUGGUGAACACUUUAUCGAACUUCAAGACCUACUCAGUGGUUUUAAGGAUCCCUGUGUUAUGGACAUAAAAAUGGGUUGCCGCACAUUUCUUGAAAGCGAAGUAACAAACAAAACCAUAAGACCGGAUCUAUAUCAAAAAAUGAUUGCAGUAGAUCCAUAUGCACCAACAGCGGAGGAACGAGAAGCGCAAGCUAUUACAAAAUUACGUUAUAUGACAUUCCGUGAAUCAAAAUCAUCAUCACAAACAAAGGGUUUUCGAAUAGAAGCGAUACGGUUACGAGGACGUUCACCUGUCAAAGACUUAAAAACUGUCUGCACCGAUGAGCAGAUCGAACAAACUAUUGAAGAAUUUCUAAAUGCUAAGCGUAGUGUCCAUAAAGAACUUAUAAAACGUUUAAAAUAUAUACGUAACGUUAUAGAGAAAUCACAGUUCUUUCAACGGCACGAAAUUGUUGGGUCCAGCAUUUUUAUUGUGUAUGACGAUGAAAAAGUCGGCGUUUGGUUAAUUGAUUUUGCGAAAUCCAGACAACUGCCAGUUGAUAUUCAUGUUACACAUCGCGCUGAAUGGCAGCCUGGUAAUCGGGAGGAAGGUUUGCUCAAAGGAAUGGAUGAACUUAUAAAUGCCUUCGAAGCCGUUUAUACAAGCAAUAGCAUACGGAAAUGCCUGCAAAUUUAAAAACAAAACUUAACUAUAUUAAUCGAAUUUGUAUUAUUAGAGGGAUAAAAAAUGUAUAGAUCUUAUAUAUUAAGCAUAUUAGAUUUUAGAUUUUAUAAUAAUGUGAAUGCAUAGAAAAGAAAAGGGAGGGAGGGGGAGAGAGAGAGAGAAAGACGUAGAGAAAGCGAGUGUGAAAGUGCGUUCUGUUUUAGGCUUAAACCACCGAACAUUUCUCUUACAUUUUGCAUGCGAACACAUGAAAAUACAAAUAGUUAUAGUAAUCAAAUCAUCAUAGUACAGGCUUUCGCUUUCAUCAAGUGAGAAUUAUUAUUUGCCAAUAAGACUGAUAUGAAUUGUUACUUUUUU